AUGGAUGGAUGGAUGGAUGGAUGGAUGGAUGGCGAGGUCGUGCCCGAGGAGCAGCACAUCCAUCUGUCAGAUCAAUCCGGUGCCAAGAGCCUUCCGCCAGCCGGCUGCUUCUGCAAACCCGCCGCUGCUCCCCCGGCACCGAGCUUCUGGCUCCGGAGCCCCCUCCUGACCCCGGGGCUGAGCGUGGCACAGCCGCUUCCUGACCCACCCUGGAGUCUGCUGCUCUUUGCCAUCGAGGGCAUUUUUUUUGAAGCCUGGGGUCACUCCUCGCCUCGGAAGCGCUUUUCUCCGCAGACGAUGCCCUGUCGACCUCCGUCUUUCCAAACCAACCCCCUGAAACAGCUGAGUCAGCAGCAAGGGCUGUGCCGGGGGCACGGCCAGACCCCCAGCCCCGCUCACGCGGCGCAGAGCCUGCCUCCGGACGUGGGUGGCCCGGCCGAUCCCAUCGCACCCACCAUCAUUGUCCCACCCAGGAACACCAGCGUGGUGGCCGGGACCUCGGAGGUGACCAUGGAGUGUGUGGCCAACGCCAGGCCGCUGAUCAAGCUGCACAUCAUCUGGAAGAAGGACGGGGUGCCCCUCUCCAGCGGCAUCAGCGACUACAGCCGCCGCCUCACCAUCCUCAACCCCGCGCUGAGCGACAGCGGCUACUACGAGUGCGAGGCCGUGCUCCGCAGCAGCAGCGUGCCCGCCGUGGCCGAGGGCGCCUACCUCUCCGUCCUGGAGCCGCCGCAGUUCGUCAAGGAGCCGGAGAGGCACAUCACGGCCGAGAUGGAGAAGGUGGUGGCCAUCCCCUGCCAAGCCAAAGGUGUGCCCCCCCCGGAGAUGGCCUGGUACAAGGACGCUGCCCUCAUCCGCCUGGAGAAGUUGUCCCGCUUCCAGCUCCUGGCAGACGGCAGCCUGCAGAUCAGCGGGCUGGACCCCGACGACACCGGCAUGUUCCAGUGCUUCGCCCGCAACGCGGCCGGCGAGGUGCAGACCACCACGUACUUGGCUGUGACCAGCAUCGCCCCCAACAUCACCAGGGGCCCCCAGGACAGCACGGUGAUCGACGGCAUGUCCGUGAUCCUCAACUGCGAGACCUCGGGGGCUCCGCGCCCGGCCAUCACGUGGCAGAAAGGGGAGCGGAUCCUGGCCAGCGGCUCCGUGCAGCUCCCGCGCUUCACCCUGCUGGAGUCGGGCAGCCUGCUCGUCAGCCCCGCGCACCUCGCCGACGCCGGCACCUACGCCUGCCUGGCCACCAACUCCCGCGGCGUGGACGAGGCAUCUGCCGACCUGGUCGUCUGGGCAAGGACACGCAUCACCGACCCCCCCCAGGACCAGAGUGUCAUCAAGGGGACCAAAGCCAUCAUGAGCUGCGGGGUCACUCACGACCCCAGCGUGGACGUCAGGUACGUCUGGGAGAAGGACGGGGCACCGCUGAGCCCGGAGAGCGGCCCACGGCUGCGCCUGGACGAGACGGGCACCCUCCACAUCUCCCAGACCUGGUCGGGUGACAUCGGCACCUACACCUGCAAGGUGCUCUCGGCCGGGGGCAACGACUCGCGCAGCGCCCGGCAGCUCCCCCACGCCCCUGAGAGCCCCGUGGCCGCCCUCAGCCCCCUGGAGAAACGGGCCAUCAACCUCACCUGGGCCAAGCCCUUCGAUGGCAACAGCCCCCUGCUCCGCUACGUCGUGGAGGUCUCCGAAAACAACGCGCCCUGGACCGUGCUGCUGGCCAGCGUGGACCCCGAGUCGACGUCGGUGGCAGUGAGGGGCUUGGUCCCCGCUCGCUCCUACCAGUUCCGCCUCUGCGCCGUGAACGACGUGGGCAGGGGACAGUUCAGCAAGGACACGGAGAGGGUGUCCCUGCCCGAGGAGCCCCCCUCCGCGCCCCCCCAGAACGUCAUCGCCAGCGGCCGCACCAACCAGUCCAUCAUGAUCCAGUGGCAGCCACCCCCCGAGAGCCACCAGAACGGGGUCCUCAAGGGCUACAUCAUCCGGUACUGCCUGGCUGGGUUGCCCGUGGGCUACCAGUUCAAGAACAUCACCAACGCUGACGUCAACAACCUGCUCCUGGAGGAUCUCAUCAUCUGGACCAACUACGAGAUCGAGGUGGCGGCGUACAACAGCGCCGGCCUGGGGGUGUACAGCAUGAAGGUGACCGAGUGGACGCUGCAGGGAGUCCCCACCGUGCCCCCGGGGAACGUUCAGGCCGAGGCCACCAACUCCACCACCAUCCGCUUCACCUGGAACCCCCCCAGCCCCCAGUUCAUCAACGGCAUCAACCAGGGGUACAAGCUCAUCGCCUGGGAGCCGGAGCGCGAGGAAGAGGCGACGGUGGUGACGGUGCGGCCCAACUUCCAGGACAGCGUCCACGUGGGCUACGUGGCGGGGCUGCGGAAAUUCGCCGAGUACUUCACCUCGGUGCUCUGCUUCACCACGCCGGGGGACGGCCCGCGCAGCCCCCCCCAGCUGGUGCGCACCCACGAGGACGGUACGGGGAGGCUCUGCGUGCCCGCGGGACGGACCCUGCCCACGCCG
This is a messenger RNA of Athene cunicularia (burrowing owl), 2523 nucleotides long. RefSeq names its product sidekick cell adhesion molecule 2 (gene SDK2). Gene Ontology annotation, molecular function: protein binding. The transcript has 15 exons. NCBI's taxonomy places the organism in Eukaryota, Metazoa, Chordata, Aves, Strigiformes, Strigidae. The record is from RefSeq and is a predicted model, not a curated record. The annotation marks the transcript as partial. Gene Ontology annotation, cellular component: plasma membrane; axon. Gene Ontology annotation, biological process: cell-cell adhesion; axon guidance.